This is a messenger RNA of Sardina pilchardus (European sardine), 2077 nucleotides long. RefSeq names its product G protein-coupled receptor kinase 4-like. The coding region runs from base 236 to 1954 and encodes 572 amino acids. Gene Ontology annotation, molecular function: G protein-coupled receptor kinase activity; ATP binding. Lineage: Eukaryota; Metazoa; Chordata; Actinopteri; Clupeiformes; Clupeidae. Gene Ontology annotation, cellular component: cytoplasm. The transcript is spliced from 16 exons. Gene Ontology annotation, biological process: regulation of signal transduction; signal transduction; protein phosphorylation. The record is from RefSeq and is a predicted model, not a curated record.
GGCAGGAAGGAAGGCUAGGCAUUGAAUGCUAACAAGGGGAGUUCAUGUUGGAACUGCUCUAGAUGGUGGGUGGUUUAACAUCAAGCUAUGGAGAAAUACCAUUAACCUGGUAUGUGCCAGCGCGAUAUUCACGUUGAUCGUCAUCAUCAUUACCAUCAUCCUCAUCUGCACAGCCGUCUUAAUCUUUUCCGUUGAGUGAAAUGUAUCGGGACUGCUCGGGAUCCGAAUUCUGACAAUGGAGAUUGAAAAUAUCGUGGCCAACACUGUGCUGCUGAAGGCAAGAGAAGGUGGUGGAGGGAAGAGGAAUGGCCGGAGCAAGAAAUGGAAGGAGAUGCUGAAGCUGCCACACAUCAGCGUGUGUGAGGAACUGCGGGGCACCAUCGAAAGGGAUUACAGUAGCCUGUGUGAGAAGCAGCCAAUAGGACGACUGCUCUUCCGCCAGUACUGCGACACCCGGCUGGAGCUGAAGCGCUGCAUCGAGUUCCACGAUGCCGUGGCGCUCUAUCAGUUAGCCCCGGACGAGAAGAGAAGAGACUGCGGCUUGAAUGUUUUAGACACAUACUUUAAUAAUGGGUCUGCGGCCCAUCUUCCAGAAAUACCUCAGGACGUGGUGGCGGCGUGCAGGGGCCGGCUCGAGGAGAGCCCCUGCAAGGAGCUCUUCGAGGACUGUACUAGAAUUGUCCGUGAAUAUCUCAGUGGAGCACCGUUCUCCGCCUAUCAGGAGUCCAUCUAUUUCUCCCGCUUCCUGCAGUGGAAGUGGCUGGAGAGGCAACCCGUAACCAAAAAUACCUUCAGACAUUACAGAGUACUAGGAAAAGGUGGAUUUGGUGAGGUGUGUGCCUGCCAAGUGCGAGCCACUGGUAAGAUGUACGCCUGUAAAAAGCUGGAAAAGAAACGCGUGAAGAAAAGAAAAGGUGAAGCCAUGGCAUUAAACGAAAAGCGCAUUUUAGAAAAAGUUAACAGUAGUUUUGUAGUUAGUUUAGCGUAUGCCUAUGAAACCAAGGAUGCUCUUUGUCUAGUUUUGACCAUAAUGAACGGCGGCGAUCUGAAGUUCCAUAUCUAUAACAUGGGCAACUCGGGCUUCGACGAGCAGCGCGCCAUCUUCUACGCCGCCGAGAUCGCCUGCGGCCUGGAGGAUCUUCACCGGGAGAGGAUCAUCUACAGAGAUUUGAAGCCUGAGAAUAUCCUACUAGAUGACCGUGGGCACAUUCGGAUCUCUGACCUCGGGCUGGCGGUCCAGAUUCCAGAGGCCGAGACGAUAAGGGGGAGAGUCGGCACCGUGGGCUACAUGGCCCCAGAGGUGAUCCAGAAUGAGAGCUACACCUUCAGCCCGGACUGGUGGGGGCUGGGCUGCCUGAUCUUCGAGAUGAUCCAGGGCCAGUCGCCGUUCCGUCGCCGCAAGGAGCGGGUGAAGCGCGAGGAGGUGGACCGCCGGGUGCGCGAGGACCAGGAGGAGUACUCGGACAAGUUCUCCGAGGAGUCCAAGGACAUCUGCCGAAAGCUGCUUGCAAAGGACCCCAAGGAGCGUCUGGGUUCCCAGGGUGGAGGAACAGAGGUGAAGCAGCAUGCCAUUUUCAGGAACAUCAACUUCAAGAGGCUGGAGGCCAACAUACUGGACCCUCCCUUCUGCCCUGAUCCCAGAGCAGUCUAUUGCAAGGAUGUCCUGGAUAUUGAACAGUUCUCCACUGUCAAAGGCGUCAACCUUGACCCCACGGACGAUGACUUCUAUCACAAGUUUGUCACGGGGAGUGUCUCCAUCCCCUGGCAGAAUGAGAUGAUUGAGAUGGAAUGCUUCAAGGAGAUCAACGUGUAUGAAACGGACGGCGUCCUGUGCUCAGACCUGGACGUGAACAGGCCCAACCCGCCGCCCAAGCGAGGCUUCUUCUACCGCCUGUUCAGAAGAGAGGCAAGUGCUAGCGCCGCGUCGGCCACCGUGCGUGGGGGAGGGGGUUAAGGUGUGCUUUAAGAGCGGAUACAGUGAAGAGGACGAGGAGCCCUCACGUCUUUAAACCACUCCUUUGCCCUAGCUCCACCCCCCCAUUGGUCAGCUGCCAGUCAGAACGCAGAUCUUACAAAC